GAGGCUGCUGUUUGUUCAGCCAGAGAGGCACAGAAAAAGAAAAAUGGCGGCUCUAGGCGAACCCAAACGGGACGCCGGGCUAACAUUUUGAGCUUUCACGCCCGGAAAGACACGGGGGCUUCUCGGGGUUUGCUGCACCGUCUGAAUCCCCUCAGGUCCAGCUUUGCAGGGGUGUCGUUUUCGCUCGCGUUCGUGUAGGCUAAAUAAACGCUAAAACUGGGAUAGUAAAAUAAUAUCUGUCGCGUAUCAUGAGAGGGAAGAGGGGCAGGCCGCCCAAACCGCUACAACCAGAGGAGCCGUCCCCGGCUGCGGCCCGGGGCUUGAGACCGAGGCGGAAUCUGAAGCCCCGGUUGAGGGACAGCGGGGAUGAGGACGCAGAGAGCCCCACAAGGGAGACCCCGAAGUCGUCCAGAAAGAGGAAAGCGGGAUCCGUCACGUCAACGCGGGGCAGGGGACGAGGGAGAGGUGGCGGCGGUGGAAGAGGAGGCAGAGGAGGUCGAGGAGGAGGAAGGAGGACGGCUGCGUCCAAAACAGUGGUGUACGACGACCACGAGAGCGAGGAGGAGGACGAUGCAGUCAGUCUGAGGUCCGAGGAGGACGAGUUCAUUGAGGAGGAACCCCAGUCCGAGGAGGAUGAGGGCCUCAAGGAGGACUCCGAUUGCCUUGAAGAUGAUGUGCUGGACGAGGAGGAGGAGGAGGAGGAUGAUGCCAGCUACUGUACAGAGAGUAGCUUUCGGAGUCAGAGCACACACGCCAGCACUCCGGGGAAGAAGAAAGUACGGCCCCGACCUCGCACCCCCAUUCUCGAGGAGAAGGAGAUUCCUCCUCUUGUGCUUCCUGACUCCUCUGAGGACCUUCUGGUGCCCAGUGAGGAGCUGCUCAAUGCCACCUCCAUCUACGAGGUGGUACGGAACUUCAGCACAGUGCUGCGUCUCUCCCCCUUCCGCUUCGAGGACUUCUGUGCAGCACUGGUAGGCCAGGAGCAGUGCACUUUAAUAGCCGAGACCCAUAUUUCCCUCCUGAAGGCCAUCCUGCGCGAGGAGGACUCCUCCAACACUACCUUUGGCCCCGCUGACCUGAAGGACAGCGUCAACUCCACCUUGUACUUUAUUGACGGCAUGACGUGGCCUGAGGUGUUGCGGGCGUACUGUGAGAGCGACCGGGAGUACCAUCAUGUCCUUCCAUAUCAGGAGGCGGAUGAGUAUCCCUACGGUCCACUUGAGAGUAAGAUCAAGGUGUUACAGUUUUUGGUGGACCAGUUUCUCACCACCAACAUCGCCCGGGAGGAGCUGAUGUCUGACGGCAUCAUGCAGUAUGACGACCACUGCCGCGUGUGUCACCGCCUGGGGGACCUGCUGUGCUGUGAGACCUGCUCAGCGGUCUACCACCUGGAGUGCGUGAAACCACCGCUGCAGGAGGUUCCAGAGGACGAGUGGCAGUGCGAGAUUUGUGUGGCACACAAGGUGCCUGGUGUCACAGACUGUGUGACGGAGGCACAGAAGAACAGGCCAUACAUCCGCCAGGAGCCCAUUGGAUAUGACCGCCACCAGAGGAAAUACUGGUUCCUAAACAGAAGGAUUAUUGUCGAGGAAGAUGGGGAACAUGAGAAGAAAAAGAUCUGGUACUGUAGCACCAAGGCCCAGCUGGAGGAGCUCAUGGAGUGCCUGGAUAAGGAGUAUUGGGAAAUGGACCUCUAUGCCACCCUGGAGGAGAUGAAGGUAGAAGUGCAAGCCCACAUGGACAUCACAGAGGACCUUACCAACAAAGCCCGAGGAAACAGUAAAGCCUACCUCACUGCCGUCAACGAUGUGGUCAUGGAGCGUUUAAAGAUCAGGCGAGAGGCACGGGAAGCAAAGAGGCAAGUAGGGGACGCAAAGCAGGAAGCAGAAACGAGCCCUGUUAAGACAACAGAGGACGAGCUCACCUCACAGCUCAACGACAGAGAGCACAAAGACACUGAGCCCAAGGAAGAUGCUAGUUCACAAGCAGCCACGGUUGCCCCUGCUAUAGAGGAGACCUGCACGUCAGAUCUUAACCCCAGCUCGGCCAUGCAGGACGCUGCCACGCCGAAAGCGGAGUCCCUCGACCCGAACAAGGAAGCACAGCCUGCUCACUCUAGGAGCCAGGAGAGUGGGGAGUGCCCUCCUUUGGCAAAGCAGGAAAGGCCAGAUGAGGACACAAAAGCAGAGUCUCGCAGUGAAGACAAGCACCCUGACGAGACGCAGGCACAAACCCAAGAUCGGCCACAGCAGCAGUCUUCUCAACCAGAGGCGAGUAGUGAUAGCAGCCAGGUUUCUGGAUGUGGGACCGUCAGGAAACCAGAUCAGCCUGACCUGGCUGAUCGGUCCUCUCAGUCCUCUUUCACCAGCCAGGAUGGGACAGAUGAGUAUAAUGAAAGGUUCAAGACUGAUGGAGGGAGUGCAGGUGGACGUGAAUCCAAUAACCAAACGCCUAGAGGCAGCAAAGAGUCAUCUCCCGUGCGCUCUGAUGGUGAAGCCUUGCGUCUCAGCUUCUUAAAAAGGGACCUGAACGUGAAUUUGAACAACUUGUUCAAACUGGGUCAGGAGGGUAAAUACAGAGUCUACCAUAACCAGUACAGCACCAAUGUCCUGGCUCUGAACAAGCAUCAGCAUCGCGAGGACCACGACAAGAGACGCCACCUCUCCCACAAGUUCAGCCUGACCACCGCGUCUGAGUUCAAGUGGAAUGGCUCUAUCUACGGUUCACGGAGCCUGACUGUCUCCACCCUGCGUCUCACCAUCAUCCAGUUGGAGACCAAUGUCCCUGGACCGUUUAUGCAUCCUAACUGGGCAUCACACAGGACCAACUGGAACAAAGCAGUACAGAUGUGCAGCAAGGCCAGGGAAUUUGCUUUGGCCCUGGCCAUACUGGAGUGUGCCAUCAAACCAGUGGUCAUGCUGCCUGUAUGGAAAGAUUCCCUCGGACACACCAGGUUGCACCGCAUGACCUCCGUGGAGCGGGAGGAGAAAGAGAAGGUGAAGAAGCGAGAGAAAAAACUGGAGGAUGAGGAGACACUGCAACAGGCCACUUGGGUCAAGUACACCAUCCCUAUCAAGCACCAGGUGUGGAAGCAGAAGGGUGAGGAGUACAGAGUGACGGGGUACGGUGGCUGGAGCUGGGUCAGUAAGACUCGUGUGCCACGGUUUCUUCCGAGGCUACCAGGGAACACAAAUGUAAACUACCGCAAAGAACUAGAGGCGAAAAUGAGCAAGGAAAAUGCAGCAGCUGGCACAGAUGAGCAGAAAAAGUCCAUGGACACCGAGAAGCAGAAUACUGCAAACACAGCGGACGAGGACAAUGGACAAACAUCCAUCACUGCGUCAUCUCAGAGCACUUCAUCAGAGGAGGACAACUGUCAGACGUCCAAAGAGGAAGAAAAACCCAUGGGGGAGGAGCAGGGAACAAAUGAAGAAGAGAAGAGAGAAGAUGACAAAAUGGAGGUUGACUCCUGCUCAGAAACUGCUGCUUCAAGUGACGAGAAAGCUGAAGCCGAUAAAGCUGAAAGCAAAGAGCCCUCCUCGCCUUCUGUGGAGCCUGUGAGGGAAGAACCAAUCCAGAAAGUUGAACAACCCAUGAAGGAGGAGGCCACUGCACCAAAGCCCUACUACGAUGUCGUCAAUGUCAGCGAGGGCUUCCAGCUGCGGACAGCUUAUAAGAAGAAGGUGAAGCCGUCCAAACUGGAUGGGCUUCUGGAGCGCCGGGUAAAACAGUUCACCCUGGAGGAGAAGCAGAGGCUAGAGCGGAUGAGACAGGCAGCCCUGCUCUCCAAAAUGGCUGCUACAAAGCCUACCUCUGGUGUUAAGACUGAAGGAUCCACAUCAGGCAAACAGCAGCCUGCUGUGGCCCCAUGUGUAAAAGAAGAGGAGGAGAGCCUUCAAGUGAAAGAUCAUGUGGUUAAAAGGCUUCACUUUGAGCAGGAGCAGACAGAGAUAAAGGCAGACAACAUAGAUGUCAAAUCAGACACCACAGUACCCAACCACAGCAAAAAAAUGGAGGUAAAUGCUGUGCAGGGGAACGGCAGGGAGGCCUUAUCUCACAUAGAAGUGAACGGAGGACCCUUGGCGAGCACUGAGCUAAACAGUAAAAACAAUUGUAUGUCUGAUGCAAUAGACAAAACACAGAAACCAGAGGUGGCUCGAGUGGGAGAGAAUGCCAAAAAACGUGCAUAUGAGGAAAUGGAAAAAAGCAGUGGACAGAGUGACACAGAUGGCAUGGCGGUAGACCAAAGCAAGACCAGUCCAGUGCAGGUGAAUGGGAAGGCUGGGGGUACAGCCCUUGCAGGGUCAAACAUCAACUCAGAACCAGCAAGCCGAGUCCAAAGUGAUAUUAAAGAGCCUCAGAAAGAGUCUGUCAAGUCCCUGAUGAAUGGAAACCUCUCGCAAAACGAUGUGUCCGACAUAUGUCAUCCACCUCCCCUGAAAGUCCCCAAAUUAGAGAACCACGUGGCAGAGAAAGGAGACUCUCUCAGUAAGAAUGAGGAUGUGGACAAGAACAGUGAGGAGACAGUACCCGCUAAGCUUCCAUCCUCAAGCCCCUCUUGCCUGAAUAGUAAUAGCACCGACACUAGUGGUGAAGGUUUGAAGACUUCCACCUCCACAGAGUCUCAAAAUGAACCGCACUCUGACGUCGUGUCUCAAGCAGCAAGUAGCGCCGUCGCCUCUGUUACCACCACCCCAACCCAGUCCAGCUCCAAGGCAAUUGUCCCCCAGAAUACCAAACUUCCUGUCACUGACACCAAGAUGGUCACUUCUGGUUCAGCAACAACCAGCUCGAUGACGAUUAGUAAGGAGUAUUCCACCAGGGACCCAGUGAGCCUUCUCAGGUUCUCCAAAUCCAAGAAGGCACGCUCAGGGACGGCCCUGCCGUCCUACCGCAAGUUUGUCACCAAGAGCAGCAAGAAGAGCAUCUUCAUCCUGCCAAAUGAUGACCUAAAGAGACUGGCGAGGAGGGCAAGCAUCAGAGAGGUGCCCAUCUUCAACUACAAUGCCAAACCAGCCCUGGAUAUAUGGCCCUACCCUUCACCUCGGCCCACUUUCGGGAUCACGUGGAGGUAUCGUCUCCAGACUGUGAAGUCGCUGGCAGGGGUCAGCCUGAUGCUGAGGCUGCUGUGGGCCUGCCUGAGGUGGGACGACAUGGCCGUUAAGCCCUCUGCUGCCGUAGGGACUACUCGGAAAGAAACCACAGAAACAGACAUCAUUACAACAGAGAUUAUAAAACGAAGAGACGUGGGGCCUUACGGCAUCCGCUCUGAAUACUGCAUCCGGAAGAUUAUCUGUCCCCUUGGAAACAGAGAAACUCCCAAAGAAACCCCCACUCCACAAAGGAAAGGCCUGCGAUCGAGCGCCUUAAGGCCCAAGAAGCAGGAGCCGGCCAAGCUGACUGGGCCUAUUGCUGUGGAGACAUGGGUGCUUGAGGAAGACCUGGAGCUGUGGGAGAUCAGGGCAUUUGCAGAAAGAGUAGAGAGGGAGAAGUCACAGGGUCUUGAUCCUUCCAAGACUGGCAGUAGUUUGAGGACAGCAGAGGAUGUCAAGGCCCAUUUGGAGAAUCAGCUGAAACAGGCCCGACUGGCUGCCCAGCAGAAACGUCUGGAGCAGCAGAGACCGAGUACAACUUCCACCACUCCCUCAACAGCAACCACCACCACUUCAGCCAGCACUCCCAGCACCCCAUUGUCCAUCGGCCAGCGGACUGGUCAGGUCACAUCUGGAACCAAGAUGGUCCUGGCCUCGAAACUGGGUUCUCCAGUUUCCUUCCAGCAAGACAAAAACUUCCAUCAGUCUUUUGCUUCCUGGGUCAAGCAGGGUCAGACCAGCAACAGCUCAGCCUCCACUGGCUCGGUGGCCACCGUGGCUAGCAGCAUCACCACCUCAGAGCAAGCCUUCCAGAUCGCUGGCAGCCCAGUGACUGUGGCUGGCCAGGUCCUCGCCGCCAAACUCCCGCUGCCCGCUAACAGCAAGAUUGUCACGCUCAACAUGCCCACCACUCAAGGAGGUGUGGUCCAGCAGAAAGUCCUGAGCAUUUUCCCCUCUGGUCCCCCUGCAAACCUUAGGACAUACAGCACACUACACCCUACGACUGGCAACAUCAACCUCAGAGCCACCACCUCUGCCUCAACUACCCAGCAACAGGCCAUCACAGCAGGAGGCCAAACACAGCUUGGCACGCCGAUGAGCCAGUCACCUACCCCAUCUACCUCUGUGGGCACCGCAAUGAUAAGAGGUCCAACGCCGGCUCAACAAGGCCAACCUCAGCACGCUGUGACCCAGAUGGGCCCCAGCCAGCCUGGAUCCUUAGCUGUGCCUGGUCCUGCGUCUGGGCAGACAAGUGCAGCUCAGAGAGCAGCAGGUGUUGCACCGUCACCUCAUGCAGCCACCACAGCACCUGGACAGUCAUCUGGAGCUUCCCCCCAAGCCAACAGACCACAGCAGGGUCAAGUUAAACUCACUAUGGCACAGCUCAUGCAGCUAACGCAGGGUGCUCAGGGUGGAAACCCAGGUCUGACGGUGGUGAUCCAGGGUCAGGGCCAGACGCAGGGACAGCUGCAAAUUAUCCCACAGGGUGUAACAGUCAUCCCCGGUCCUGGUCAGCAGCUAAUGCAGGCCGCCAUGCCCAAUGGUCAGGUCCAGCGCUUCCUAUUUACUCCCAUGCCCCCAUCCUCAUUAGCUUCAACUUCAAUACCCACUACUGCUUCCCCUACAAAGCCUGCCGUAGCUCAGACGCCUCAAACACAAGGUCUGGCCCAAGUCCAGACGACUCCUUCAGCCCUAGCCCAAACCCAAAUGGCUGCCCCUUUACCUGCCCCAACACAUGUUGCAGCUGCAGCUCCAGCUCCAGCACAAAUGCCACGUUUGGGCCCUACCACGGUACAAACCCAAGUUUCAACCGCUACCCCAUUAUCAGUCCCAACACAACCCCAAAUAUCCACUCCUGUACCUGCCCUGCCACACAUGGCAGCCCAGGCCUCAACACAGGUUCUAUCUUCCACACCAACCUCUGUCCCAGCACAAAUGGCAAGACCUGUGCUAACCCCAGCACAGAAUGCAGUCCCAGCCAUGGUGCAAAACCAAGUCUCCACCCAUAUGCCAGGCUCAUUCCCUACGCAAACCCAAACCGCAGUGUCACUGUCUGUCCCAGGACAAGUGGCACCUCAGUCACAGCUCACACACGCCUUCAGCCCUCCUCCAGCCUUAACCUCAGCCCCUGUCCAGAUGCACGUUACUGUUCCAGCCCCUGCUUUAGCCCCCCUCUCAGGCCCGUCUAAUUUGGCUCAGAUGCCUGUUUCUGCCUCUCUUCCCUCACCUGUCCAAGUUCCAACCCCUGCCCUUGCUCCAGUCUCCGCUCCCGUCAUAGCUGUUGUGUCCAGCCAAUUAGCUGUCCCGUCCCCAGCCAAAGCUCUAACCCAAAUCCAAGCCACAGCUCCUGUUCCGCUCCAUGCCGCUGUGGCCAAUGCUGUUGUCACACCAGUCACAGCCACCUCUACAACACCGUCAGUGCCAGCUCUGAUAGAGCAGAAGGCAGCUCAGCCCCAGGUCUGGACUCCAGCCUCAUCUCAGGCUCAGACUCCAGUUCAGCCAGCUCAGCUGGCUGCAGCACCUGUUCAGCCACCUGCCCUGGCAACUGUACCCUCCUCUGCCCCUGCAUCAGUCUCCACACAUUCACCCGUUACUCCUCUGCCUCAAGCAUCUCUUCCUCCUCAAGCUCAAGUACAAGUCCAGCACCCUACCGUUGUAUCCAUGCAGCAAGUGUCUCAAAUUCCAGUCUCAGCAGUGCAGGUUCAUAUGAAGGGGUUACCAGUCUCUUCUGUUGUUACUACUGUGAGAUCUACACAGCCUCAGCCCCAAACCCAUUCUCAGCUUCAACCCCAGCAUCAAGCCCAAAUCUGUGCACAGAUUCAGGUCCAACCCUAUGGCCAGGUCCAACAAAUGCCACACAUUCAGGCUCAAGCGCAUCUCCAGGCCCAAGCACAAGCCCAAAACCACCCCCAAGUCCGAGUUCAGUUUCAGCCACAAGCUCAGCAACCGCCACAAGCUCAGCAACCACCCCAAGCCCAAGCACAGACCCUUGCUCAAAAUCAACCUCAGGUGCAGUUUCAGUCCCAAAACCAAACCUUGCCCCAGGUCCAGGCCACAGCCCAGGCCCAACUCCAAUCAAGGGUCCAGUUCCAUCCCCAGGUACAAGCUCCAUUUCAAACACAGGCUCAAACCCAACCCCAGGCUCCACAACAGCCUCAGGUCCAACCUCAAACCCAGAUUCAGUCUCAGGCCCAAACUCAGCUCCAGCCCCAGAGCCAAACCCAACUCCAUCCCCAGGUUCAGGUUCAGUUCCAGCAACAGAGCCAGGUUCACCCACAACCUCAGGCCCCGCAACAACCGCAGGUCCACUCUCAGUCACAGGUGCAAACUCAAGUCCAAACCCAGCCCCAGUUUCAAGUGCAGUCACCACAGCAGACCCAGGUCCAGCAGCAGCUUCAGGUCCAAACGCAACCCCAAGUCCAAGCUAAGCUCCAAGUCCAGUUUCAGCCUCAGAACCAAACACAAGUUCAAACGCAGCCUCAGCUUCAGGUCCAGUCUCCAAUCAGGCAUCAGCUCAUCACAGUUCCAGGCCUCCAGCAGCCAGUCCAGCUACUGUCAGCUCUGCCACCCCAUGUCGCUGCCCAGAUUCAAGCCCAGAUCCAGGCACAGGCACAGCAGCAGGGUGGCACAGUUCCCCAGCAGAUCAAACUACAGCUGCCUAUCCAGAUCCAGCAGACGGGGGGGCAAAUUCAGGCCCACCAGAUCCAAAACAUGGUGACUAUACAGGCACCUGCAAGCGUCCAGGAGCAGCUUCAGAGGAUGCAGCAGCAACAACAACAACAACAGCAGCAGCAGCAACAACAACAACAACAGCAGCAGCAACAGCAGCAGCAGCAACCUCCCCAGCAACAACAAAAACCAAAGAAGAAGAAACACAACGAGGCUAAAAGGGAACAGAAAGAGCAGAAUCUGCAGGCUGUUAACCCUGGGGAUGGCAUCCAAAAACAGGUGGUAGUAAAGCAGAAUGCUACAGCAGAACAGUUGAAACAGAGGAAGACCCUGGCUGCAGCUGAACGAGAGGAGAACCAGAGAAUGAUUGUGUGCAACCAGGUGAUGAAGUUCAUCCUCGACAAGAUUGAGAAGGACGAGAAGCAGGCAGCUAAAAAGAGAAAAAAGGAGGAGGUGGUGGAGCAGAAACGCUCCAAACAGAACGCCACCAAGCUGACUGCCCUGCUGUACAAGCACAAAGAACAGCUGAAGGCUGAGAUCCUGAAGAAGAGGGCCCUGCUGGACAAGGAGUUGCAGCUGCAAGUACAGGAGGAGCUGAGGCGGGACAUAGCCAGGCUACAGAAGGAGAAGGAGAAAGCAAGAGCUGCUAUCACCCAGGCUGCUGCAGCGACAGUCAAGGCCGCCGCUUCCCACUCCUCCCAUCCUUCACAAUCUACCCAUUCCUCUCACAGUGCCCACACGGUGCCCUUACCUUCUUCAUCCCAUAAACGUAAGAGGGACGAAGAGAGAGAAAAAGACAGAAACAGAGACAGGGACAGGCAUCACGACAAGGACAAGAAACGGGACAGGGAGAAGGACCGAGACAAAUGCAGAGAGCGGGAUAAAGACAGAGACGGGGAUCGAGAAAGGGAGAAAGACAGAGAGCGCGACAGGCAUCGGGACAGGGACAAGGACAAGGACAAGGACAGAGACAGGGACAGAGAAAAGGACAAAGAUUCCAGCUCAUCAAAACACAAGAAGAAGAAGAAGCUCUCUUCUACCUCAAAGGAUCAUAAGAAGGACAGCAAAUUGUACUGUAUCUGCAAAACACCCUACGACGAGUCAAAGUUUUACAUUGGGUGUGACCUGUGCUCUAACUGGUUCCACGGCGUGUGUGUCGGCAUCACAGAGAAAGAGGCCAAGAAGUUGGAGGACUUUGUUUGUAAUGACUGCAAACGUGGUCAGGAUGGAGGAAGCGAUGGAGGAAGCAAUGAGGAGCUGUACUGCAUCUGCAGGACACCAUAUGACGAAUCACAGUUUUACAUAGGCUGCGACCGCUGCCAGAACUGGUACCACGGGCGCUGUGUGGGCAUUCUGCAGAGUGAGGCCAAUCACAUCGAUAUGUACGUCUGCCCGCAGUGUCAGUCAACAGAAGAUGCAAUGACAGUCCUCACGCCGCUCACUGACAAAGACUAUGAGGGAUUGAAAAGAAUAUUACGCUCGUUACAGACUCACAAAAUGGCAUGGCCUUUCCUUGAACCAGUGGAUCCCCAUGACGCACCUGAUUAUUAUCGCGUAAUCAAGGAGCCAAUGGACUUUUCCACAAUGGAAACCCGUUUGCAAAAGCGACAUUACCACAAGCUCACAGAGUUUGUGGCCGACGUGACCAAAAUCUUCGACAACUGCCGCUAUUACAACCCCAAUGACACGCCCUUCUUUCAGUGUGCCGAGGUGCUUGAAGCCUUCUUUGUACAGAAGCUUAAGGGUUUCAAAGCGAGCAGGUCUCAUAACAACAAGCUACAGUGUUCUUCGGCCUCUUAGAAAGCAUCGCACAUUGCUCAGACAAAAUGCACUUGCCAAGAAUAUGGCUUUUCUGAACUGUAACUCUGUGACAGACUCCUCUGCCUCAUCCUGUGUUUGGGAUCUGCUCCUCUGACUGUCGGUGCCACCAGCACUGCUGCUUUCACAGAACUGUUCAGGCAGAGCUACCUUCUGCCCAUUUGAGCUCUAAGGGACCUUUUUGGACCUGGUCUUCAUCAGUGGGACUGUACUGAGGAGCAUGAACAACUGAGGCAUUUCAGAAGAACGUUUACCUCGGAGAAAAGACUCUUAAGGAGCUCUCAUAUUUCCAUGUUCUUUUUUUUUUAUCUCAGUCUUUUUAUUCAGUUUUUUUUUUCUUAUUAUUAAAAAUCCCUCAGGCCAUUCUUGUGGUCAUCAUGUCCAAUGAGAAAUAGGAAAUUGAAUACUUACAUACAGUGGCAGAGUUUUACUGAGCAUAACGUAACAAGAGUUUUGUGUCUAAGUUCAGAUAUCGCAGUGGAACUUUUUUCUCCCAUUUCCACUCAUUGUUUAGUCCGAAGUGGCAUGAAAGACAGUUGUACUAAAUAUCUGGACACCAGUAGUCUGCUUGGUUAAACUUCUAUAACCUACUGAAAGUAUGGUAAUAAGCUAUUGUAAAUGAAUUGCUCUGCAGUAGUGACUGACUGAGAAGGAUUAAACAGUGUAUUUGAAGGUUCCUGCCCUGUUUGUAAAAAUUUGUCAGAUUUUGACUGGAUUUCUUUUUCUUUUUUUUGUAUUACAUCUGAAGAAAUAUUGAUGUAUAUGGAACUUAAUAAAAUGGAGAAGAUUGCUUC
Morone saxatilis (striped sea-bass) is the source of this 11374-nucleotide messenger RNA. RefSeq names its product nucleosome-remodeling factor subunit BPTF-like. Gene Ontology annotation, biological process: regulation of transcription by RNA polymerase II. The transcript is spliced from 33 exons. Lineage: Eukaryota; Metazoa; Chordata; Actinopteri; Moronidae. Bases 249 to 10562 code for a protein of 3437 amino acids. Gene Ontology annotation, molecular function: RNA polymerase II cis-regulatory region sequence-specific DNA binding. Gene Ontology annotation, cellular component: NURF complex. The record is from RefSeq and is a predicted model, not a curated record.